Molecule: messenger RNA, 1882 nt
Organism: Ictalurus furcatus (blue catfish)
Lineage: Eukaryota; Metazoa; Chordata; Actinopteri; Siluriformes; Ictaluridae
Product: adapter molecule crk-like
Exons: 3
Coding region: 349-1272 (307 amino acids)
Molecular function (GO): protein binding
Source: RefSeq, a predicted model, not a curated record
GUCACAUCCUGUCUGUGAGGUCAAACGCGCUCUCAACGUCCGCCAUUUCAGUUUGAGAGUUGGAUGUGUUGAGCGAAAGAGGUUAUAUUUUAACAAAGAAAGUUGUUUACAGAAGAAGAAGGAGUUUGCAAAUUAGUUGUUGUUACUUUCUGAGCAAAACUAAUUUUUUUUUAUUUAAGAAAGUGUGUGUAAAGUGGCAGAGUGAAGCGGCCCGAUGCUGUUUUGUGUUUUCCGAGCAGGAGCUUUCUGUGGGAGCCAAAGUUUUUGUAUGAGUUGAGUCCGGGUCACGGACUGGAGUGGAGACAAGCGAGGCCUGGAAGAAACCCUUAGGUAGGACUGAAUUCAGCCAUGGCUGGUCAUUUUGACGCCGAGGACCGUGAUAGCUGGUACUGGGGACCUUUGAACCGUAAAGACGCUGUGUCGCUGCUGCAGGGCCAGAGGCACGGAAUGUUCUUGGUCAGAGACUCGACUACUAGUAAGGGGGACUAUGUGCUCUCCGUGUCGGAAAACUCCAAAGUCUCGCAUUAUAUCAUUAACAGCGCUAGCAACAACCGACAGUCUGGAACAGGUUUGGCUCCAUCUCGAUUCAGAAUCGGUGACCAGGAAUUCGACACACUCCCAGGCCUGCUGGAGUUCUACAAGAUCCACUAUCUGGACACCACAACGCUCAUUGAACCCAUUUCGGCACGUUCCAAGCACGCCAGCCUGAUCGGACCGGCGCCCGCCGGUGUCCCAGCGAGGCAAGAAGAGGCCGAGUUCGUGCGCGCGCUCUUUGACUUCCCAGGCAACGACGACGAGGACCUUCCCUUCCGCAAAGGUGACGUGCUGCGUGUGCUCGAGAAGACCGAGGAGCAAUGGUGGAGCGCUCAGAACGCCGAUGGACGCAAAGGCUUGAUCCCUGUGCCCUACGUAGAGAAAUACAGACCUGCCUCGCCGACCUCUGUAGGUGGGAGUCCUGUAGGGCAGGUGGUGUCCGCCGUCGUGGAUGACAAUGGAGCUCUGGUUCCUAGCAAGCUGGACUACGCCCAUCCUGUGGUCAACACGCCACUGCCCAACCUCCAGAACGGGCCUGUGUAUGCCAGGGCAAUCCAGAAGAGGGUACCCAAUGCAUAUGACAAGACUGCCCUCGCACUCGAGGUGGGCGACUUGGUGAUGGUAACGAAGAUCAACGUGAAUGGCCAGUGGGAAGGCGAGUGCAAGGGCAAGAAAGGUCACUUUCCCUUCACACAUGUCCGCCUGCUCGACCAGCAACAGCCUGAGGAAGAGAGCUGAGACACACACACACACAAGCACACACUUACACACUCACAUACUGCUGCAGUUCUCUAUAUUCAACCUGUUUUUUGUGUCCACUCAAAUUGCUACAUCUAAAUCUACGUCUAGUAUUGGACGAUCGUCAUACUGCAAACACACACCGAUAUCAAGCUUCACUUAACACACAUCAUUAAACAAUAGUGUAGAGUAUGUAUACACAUCUGCGGUACAGAGCACCGUGUAAUGAAACUCGCAGGUAGGCACAGAUUAGUCAUAGCAGUGCCUGGUGAAUGAAUUCAUAUGCAAAAGGAAUCCUUUGGAUGAAGAGCUCGACUGCUACAAGCCUGCUUUGUGAGGGAGAAAGUCUUCCUCAUAUUAAACACGAAGGCUAGUUUUGCACAGCUCUCACCUAGAGCAAAGUUCUCAUGUGGUACCAACACUAUCGGUCACACUCUGAACUGAGAUAUGGAAGCUAUGAUGAAGUGGAAAAAAUGUGUGUGUGCCAUUACAUGAUAAAUUGAUUCCUAUUUUAAUGCCCUACUUUUGAUUUCUUUCAACACUUUUUGUUAUGUUAGUAUUUGACCCUUUGUAUCAUUCCUGACUCGAUGCAUUUCCAUAGGAUUCUUUC